UCGUUCCGUGACAGUAAUUAUGCUGUCAAUGCCUCAUGCUGCAAUCAGGCUUUGAUGAAGUAAGGGCCAUGUACACUGGAUGCUACACGUUUUGCUGACCUGGACAUUGACCUUUUAAUGAAGGUGUCUAUAUUGAGUCCUGUGACCUUUCUGUAGCACUGACACAGUGCAUUCAUUUCAGUCAUGCUCUGUUGCCAGCCUUGUGAAACACCCCUUCACUGCCACAUUGUCAAUGAAACAGGUCACACUCUUUUUCACAUAUCCAUUUUUCUUCAUGUUUACAAACCUUUGCCGUUCCCUUACAUUAAGACAGAUUGCAGUUACUUAAGUAAUAAUUUUCGCCUGGAGAUAAACGGGCUUUCCAAAAAGACAUUUUCUACAAGAAAAUGGCAUGAGUGAAAAGGUGAAGAUUAGCAUAUGGAAAUGAAUCAGACAUCUUUUACAGAGAGUAGACAAACCAAGGUAACCAUAGAGAAAGAGUGCGUGACAAUAACGGGGGAAAACUGAACAAGAUGGAUGAGUGAGAUAGCAGCAACACAUGAAGUGGAUCGUCAGUACUCAUGUGAAAGUCGGGGGCAGGAAGCAACACGUUUUCCUGUUAUAAUAGGUUGUGAGUAUUAUGGGAUUUUACUUCAAAUGAUUGAAGACGCCUUGGGGGUUUCCAGCUGCAGUUUAGAUUACCUGUUGUAGUGACCUCUGUUCUCACGCCACAAAUACGCAGUUCUUGGAAGAGAAAUGGAAAGUUAUAUAAAAACUGCUGUAGUAGGUCUUCAGUUGGCAGGCGCUUGCGUGUCUCAAAUUGCACAAAUAACUUUUCUGCACAUUUCCAACCGCAACUUCCCUGAAGGAAUUCAGAGGUGAUAAUCAUUUCAGUGGUCAAAUAUCCCUCAAGAUGAAUUAAACGCCUUGCAGGCUCAUCAUAUGGAAUCUGUGCUGCCAUUUGACAGGAGCAUCAAGAAGCUGGAAAUAAAUUGAUGGAAACAAUGGCUAAUAAUUCUAAUGAGAGUAUUAUUUGCAGACUUCCUUAUGAUGAGGACAGGAUUCCAUUAGUUGUGUUGUACAGCAUUGUUUUCAUCAUUGGAGUGCCUGCUAACUUGGUGACUGUAUUUUUAACUUACAAGCAAGUCCGGAGGAAAAACGUGCUGGGGAUUUACCUUUUCAGCUUGUCAUUAUGUGACCUGAUGUAUUUGUCCACACUACCCCUUUGGAUGUCUUAUGUCAACAAUGGCCACAAGUGGCAUUGGAGUCCUGUGAGUUGUAAGAUCACAGGCUAUGUUUUUUUCAACAACAUGUACAUCAGCAUUUUCCUCCUGUGCUGCAUCUCUAUAGACCGAUAUGUGGCUGUGGUUUAUGCUGUGGAGUCCAGGGGCAUGAGGCAGCAGAAGUUGGCAGCCAUCAUAACAUGCAUCAUCUGUGUAGUUGUGCUAAUUGUCCAUGUCCCUGUUUUCACAAUGAAAGAAGACGACACAGGCCAGGACUUCAGAAGAUGCUUUGAGCCAGGUAAAGCCUCUGCAAUAGUUACAGGGUUUAACUAUGCCAGGUUCUUCAUUGGAUUUUUCCUUCCCCUGUGUAUCCUGGUUGUCACCAACUACUUCAUCCUAACAAACAUUCAAGCCAGCACCGGCCUGCGUAGUAGAUCAAAGAAGAAGAUCAAGUGCCUGGCGAUCAUGGUGAUAGUUCUCUUUCUGGUCUGCUUUGGGCCGUACCACAUCAUUCUGUUACUCCGAGCCGUGAUGUAUCACAUUCCACAACAGGGACAAAACUGUGAGUUUGGGAAACAAAUCUAUAUACCUUAUACAAUUUGUUUGGGUUUGUCCACAUUCAACAGCGCCAUGAACCCUAUUCUUUAUGUCCUGGCCAGUGAUAACAUUCAGAAGGAGAUCAGGAGAGGACUGCUUAGCUUUCGAAGCGGCACUUCCUUGCAGCAGAGAGGCACUGACAGCAGUUUGCCCAAGUUUCCGCCCUUGAAAAACUCUGUGGAUGCUGAACAAACACUUGAUUAGUAUUUCCUCCCAGGAGUUGAGCUGUUUGAUCCUUUUUUGAAAAUUUGUGUUUUAUUUGGAUUCUUUUCUGAAAGUACAGUUUCUGUUCCAGGACUGGAAAAAAUAAAAAAGAGCAGCUAUUGACAAACUCACAGAAAAACAUGUGGUGACUGCUUCUAUUGGCUUUUAUUCCUUUCUCAGGGGAGCUACUGUGAUUGUACAUAGAAUGAUUAAACAUUUAUAUUUAAAAAUAAAUCACACAGGAGAAAUAAAGAGUUUAAAAUGUGUUUUUUUUAAAUAAUAAUGCUAUGCACUAGGAUGUGUGUUAUAAGACUUCCUAGAUACCUAUUUGAAGAAAACAGCCUAUUUCAGCAUUAUAUAGUUCUAUUUGUUUUUUAAAUGAACAGACCACCUACAACUUUAUUUCAAUAUUUUUUAUUUGCUUUCUGUUCACUCUUAAUGAGUUUUGGAAAGUUUACGAGUUUCUGAUGUUGGUAAGCCCAGAUCAGAAAGUCUUUUGUUUCAAAAUGUUUAACCUUGUAAGGACCAAAUGUUUUCACUGAUACGUGGGGUUGCAGAACAUUAAUGAAAUUACAUACUGUAUAUCUUUGACUAUUAAAAACUUCCUAUU
This is a messenger RNA of Polyodon spathula (Mississippi paddlefish), 2613 nucleotides long. RefSeq names its product probable G-protein coupled receptor 132. Gene Ontology annotation, biological process: G1/S transition of mitotic cell cycle; G protein-coupled receptor signaling pathway; negative regulation of G2/M transition of mitotic cell cycle. The transcript has 2 exons. Lineage: Eukaryota; Metazoa; Chordata; Actinopteri; Acipenseriformes; Polyodontidae. Gene Ontology annotation, cellular component: membrane. The record is from RefSeq and is a predicted model, not a curated record. Gene Ontology annotation, molecular function: G protein-coupled receptor activity. The coding region runs from base 975 to 2003 and encodes 342 amino acids.